GCACUAGGGAAGCAAGUUGCUUCAAUCAGGCACCAGAUGAGCAGACUUUGGGAGAACCAUUCAGCAGACUUCCAGGGAGAUGAAUCAAGUGGCCCAGCUUUAAAAACCUUACCUGGAGCAGAGAAGCGCCCGUUCCCAAGAUGCUGGCACCCUGCCUUCUGAGAAGAGCGGUCCUUACAGUUCCUUUAGUUUUUGUGGUUGCACUGCUUCUUGCAGAGCCUGUUAGAUCUGACCAAGAAGCAGGAACAGCCAUACCAGCUGAAAGUCGUCCCUGUGUUGAUUGCCAUGCAUUUGAGUUCAUGCAGAGAGCUCUGCAGGAUCUAAAGAAGACAGCAUAUAAUCUAGACACACGGACAGAAACUCUGCUUCUUCAGGUGGAAAAGAGAAAUCUAUGCGACUGUGUAACUGCAAAUCUUCUGAACUGAAUCCUGGAGGCCACCUAAGGAGUGUCACCUGUUCAGUGGUUUUUAAAAUGCAGCUGUAUAAAAUACAGCUUUAUGGAGUUCAUGUUGCAAGCAUGUAUGCCCCAAUGUACUGAGGAGAUUGGGGGAAGGGGCUGUGUCUUAUGUAUUUGUCUGUUCUGGUUGGUUUUUUUUGAAAGAGUACCCUCUUUUCACAUCCACUGGGUUGCCAGUAAGGGCUCAAGUCAGUAUAUCUGUUAUUUAGUAUUAGAGUGGGGGAAAAAUUUUCCUGCUUUGAUUUUUAAAUCAGAGUUGUCCAAGUGUAACCCACAAGAUAAAUAUGGCCAGCAGUGCUCUAAAGACACGUGCAGCUGUUUUUUGUCUCUAAUGUGAAUGUAUCUGUGGCAACUUACCCCAUUAUGUUGAGACAGGGAAUUGUGGUCUCUGUAGGCUUUGCCUGUGUAUUAAAGAUGAUGGAAGUCCUUUCUGUUUCUUGUCUGCACUGUGACCACAUUCAGGCAUGUUGUAGUUCUGCCAGCUGCAUUGAGGUAUGUGUCAUGAGGAGUUAUCUGUGUGCUGUACCGAACAGUUCAUAUGUUAGUGCUGAGUUUUCUGGUAUCCUGAGUGAGAGUAUUGUCUUCUUUGAUUAAAACCUUUAGUUUCUUCCCCUC
Molecule: messenger RNA, 1072 nt
Organism: Tyto alba (common barn owl)
Lineage: Eukaryota; Metazoa; Chordata; Aves; Strigiformes; Tytonidae
Product: neuropeptide-like protein C4orf48 homolog
Exons: 4
Coding region: 141-425 (94 amino acids)
Source: RefSeq, a predicted model, not a curated record